This is a messenger RNA of Amblyraja radiata (thorny skate), 1657 nucleotides long. Its product is annotated as protein CREG2. The record is from RefSeq and is a predicted model, not a curated record. The coding region runs from base 6 to 1079 and encodes 357 amino acids. The transcript has 4 exons. Lineage: Eukaryota; Metazoa; Chordata; Chondrichthyes; Rajiformes; Rajidae.
UGAUUAUGAGUUGGAGGCGCUGCCAAUUAAAGACUACAAGGCUGGACAAGCGAGAGUGCGCCUUGCAGCCGCUGCCAGAUGGUGGUGCUUUGAAGUCGAGCGGUGGGUGCUGUGAGAGGGAAGGGAGUGGAGAAGUGUUUAUUGAAGUGGCUGUUUACCAGCGGCCAGUAGACAUGGCCGGCUUGUCAUUGUUUACCCUGCUGUUGCUGCUGGCCUGGGUGGCGCACCGCAGCCGCGGCUAUGUGAUCGUCAACUCCGUGUCCUGGGCCAUCACCAACCAGGAGGAGACGGUGUCUACUGAGGACGACGAGGAGGAGGAGGACGGGAAUGUGCUGCCCAACAGGCUCUUCCAGAGCGGCGGCAGCAUCUGGAAAGCCUCGUACCCCGCCGCCGCCUACCAGCAGCGGCAGCCACGGCGGCGGGGGGACGGCGAGGGAGAGUCCCGGGCCGUGGCGGCCGAGAUGCCGAGUCACAGAGAAGCGCUCGGCUUCCCCUCCAGGAUGUUCUCGUACCGCAGGGACGGGCAAAGUGUGGAGAGGUCGUCCCCCAAGCAGCCUCAGCAAGGGAAAGCCCGGCUCGCUCGCCACCUGCUCAGCUCCAGCACCUGGGGAUUCCUGGCCACCCUCUCCACGCUGGACAAGAUCAAAGGACUGCCAUUUGGAAACAUUUUCAUGAUCAGCGAUGGCUCCCCAGACAACAGUACUGGUGCUCCAUUCUUUUAUGUCAGUCGGCAAGACAGAAUUGUUGAGGAUCUCAUGAUUAAUUCCGGCAUUUCUUUAACAUUAUCAGAAGCUGAGCCAAAUUACUGCAGGCAAAAUCUCAUUAACCCUGAGGAUCCGAGAUGCAGCAGGCUGACUCUGACAGGUCAAAUGGUGACUGUGCCCUCUGAUGAAAUUGAAUUUGCAAAGCAAGUCAUGUUUUCAAGCAGGCAUCCAGUGAUGAAGAAGUGGCCUCCAGAACACAAUUGGCUCUUUAUGAAAAUGAAUAUUCGACAUGUGUGGCUCCAGAACUGGUUCGGGGCGGUUGAUGUAAUCUUGGUCGAAGAUUAUUUCAAAGUCAACCCAAUGAAUAUUGUGUAGGUUCUAAAAGAGCAUAUCUAAGAGAAUAAAACAUUGUUAACAGUAUUAGCGCAUGCCCAUUAUGUAUCUUUGGGCUGGAAGAGCUUCUUAUUCCCUUUUGGGCAUACCUGUUCAAUAGAGAAGGAGCAAUUUAUUAAAACAAAAAUAUUUAUUGAUAUCAAGGCCAGCAAUGAUUGUCCAUCCCUAAUUGACCUUGUGAAAGUGCAAUGACUGUAUAGCUCGGAUGGUGCAGCUGACACCAUGGUCCUGUUUGUUCUGGGGACUUUGAAGGACUUAAGACCUGGUGUAAUAUGGCAGCUUUGCCUGUUCUUCUUGCCAAUAUUUCUUGCUUCUGCCAUUUGUAACCGCAUUGGUAUGUGAGCUUGUGCUGCAAGAAAUGUGUUACUAUACCUCAAUUCUGUGUUGUGUUAAUAUAGAGUGUAAGAUCGAGCUUUGAAAAAGCUUAUUAUUUUGAUAAAAUUCAGUCUGCAGGAUUUCAAGUUUGCUUUUCUACCCUGAGAUGAACUCACUGCAGCAUGCAACUUUCAGAAUUUAAUUACAGAUUGUGGUAGUUUGAAUUAUUUUGUAUAUAUAUAUAU